GACUGUAGAAGUAUCAAGAAGUAGUGAAUCUAGAGUCGGUUUUGAUUUUUUAUGCGCCUCAUUUUUUCCACUUAGAAACAGUCAUUGCAGAUAAUGUUCUUCGAUUGUUUAUCGGACAGCGGUGCAUACAGUAACAUAACUAAUUAUUUAUUGCUGUGUGAACGUGAAUGGGGACCGAGUGGACAGAAAGUGGUGGACAUUACCAAGUCUAGGAAGGAGAAAGUAUAGCUGCCAAGUUCACAGUGAGGAAGGACAUGGCAGCUGGCAGUGGUGCAGGAGCAGCCAGCGUGGGCAUUGCGGGCAGUGCCGUGGUGGGUGCUUCGAGCAACAUCCUCAGAGGAGCUGCGGCGAUCGCCUCUUGUGUGGCGGGCCCCACCUCCAGGAUAAGUCCGGAGAACUUCAAGCUGUGGGCAGAGCACCUGCUGCGUGCGCGGGGCGACAACGGCAUCUGUCGCGACCCCGUCAACUCCCACUACCUGGAAGGCGACGCAGUCGCCAUGGGGUACUUCGGUCAGACGCCGAUGUACGAACGUUUUGCCGGGCCGUGGCGCUCGUCUCCGUUGCAGAUGCACGAUGUCGACUGGGACCCUCCUCCAGAGUAUCGCAUCAAUUCCACAAUUAGGGAUAAACUGGCUCCUGUCGAUUUACGCCUGUAUGGGGACGACGUGCUGUUUUAUACAUUUUAUGCAUUUGUCUCUGAAGCACUGCAAAUACUGGCUGCUAAUGAGCUUUACCUGAGAGGCUGGCGGUUCCACAUACAGCGACGAGUGUGGCUGCGGCAGACUUCACGCAGCUGGGCAAUAUUCGAGCCGUGGUCGUGGCAGGUGGUGGAGCGCGACCUGGACGUGGACGUGUCGCUGCUGGAGGGGCGGCCCUUCCCGCCCAAGUCGUACUGCGCCCGCAGUUCGGCCUCCGAAGCCGAGCGGGAGGUGCCGGGCGUCGGGGCGGUGCCGGGGCGCAUCCGGCCCGGCGUCCCCCGCGCGCCGUUCCCGCAGCACUGCCACAGACAGGGGCCGCAGGCCGCCCGCCACCACCACUGCCACCGGACGCAGUUCGAGCGGCGGCAGGGCGAGUGCCCGGAGGACGGGCACCGGGAGGCGCACCUCGAGCUCGAACACUUCCGCGAGCGGCCGCAGCCGCAGCAGCGGCACGAGUCGCAGCAGGAUCUGCGGCAGCGUCGGCAGCUCGAGUUGCAGCAGCAGCAGCAGCAGCAGCGCUGGCAGCAUGAACUGCAGCAGCAGAGGCAGCUGGAGCAGCAGCAGCAGCAGCACCACCACCACCACCACCACCACCCCCCUCAGGGCCAGAGCCGACAGCUGUGCAACCACCACAGCUACCAACAGCAGCAGCAGCAGAAUCUCCACUUCCACCAGACGCUUCAGCUGCAGCUGCAGCAGCACAACCAGAACCAGCAGCAGGCGGUGCUUCCGAGUGACUACCACCACGCCCAAGCUGUGCACCGCCAGCUGCAUGUGCAGUAUCACCAGUUCGGCGGCAACGUAGUAGUGGGCCUGCCGCCGGUACACCACGGUGUUGCCGUGGCGGAUGCCGCGGCAGACGGUCGGACGUCGAUCGUGGCGGCGGCGGCAGUACCUCCCGACUGCCGAGUCACGAUAUGAGUGCCCGGCUGCAAUUCUGCACGCUUCUGUAUGCCGGUGUCUGAAUAAUUGCCACAUUUCUGACUGUACGCUUGAGCUGUGGAAGAUUCUCGGCUGUUAUAGUGCCUCGUGGAUAGGUAAUGAUUAUGUUUGUUCGGAUGGGCACCUUCUGUGGUGGGGUAUAUAUCUCAAUUAUUAUUCCAUUUUUCUGUCUUAAGUGAUCUGCAAUUUAAUAAUGUUCUGCAACGUACGUGUUUGCUUUUAUUUACAGAGCGUCAUUAAUGGUGGUUCUAUAAAUAUACUGUAAGUCGGAUUUUCACAUUUUGCCAUUUAUGGACUAAAAAUAGUUUUUCCUUGUGAGAUGGUGUACAGUAUUUAACACUGUUUGCCAGAUACAUAAGGAAAAAUGUUUUUAAUCCAUAAACAGAAAAAUGUAGAACUAUUUUACAUUUACAGUACCCACACUUAUGCUUUGUAAAUAAAAGUGAAAUGUUCUGAUGUAUGAAUCUAUGAAACCGCUGUACACUUAAGACAUAAAAAGCAAAUAAUAACUGAGGUAAGUAAUUGCUACGUAUUACUACAUUCCCUUACUGAACUAUCUCCGUCUACUUUCUCUGUAGUUCCUUUAGGAGAAUUAUCUCAUCGAUGCCUCGUGUGGAGGUUGUAGGCAAGUAGGUGACUGACGUAGUAAAUGUAUAGCCAAAAUGUGAAAAUGCUCAAAAAACACUUUCUCUAGUGAUUACAUUAACCAAAUGCGCACACAAAAGCAAUAGAGUGUGAAGAGGAAUGUAAGUGGACUGGGGUGUGACACCAGGGUGUUUUGUUGUCCUGUUGUAUGUGUGCUAGUGUCCUUUGCUAGUCAUUAGUGUAGGAAUACCAGUCUGAAUUGAUACCCAAUGUCUUUCUUUAACUAGUUAUAAAUUCUUUCUUCC
Schistocerca serialis cubense is the source of this 2530-nucleotide messenger RNA. RefSeq lists its product as uncharacterized. Bases 255 to 1619 code for a protein of 454 amino acids. Lineage: Eukaryota; Metazoa; Arthropoda; Insecta; Orthoptera; Acrididae. Gene Ontology annotation, cellular component: CCR4-NOT core complex; P-body. Gene Ontology annotation, biological process: regulation of stem cell population maintenance; nuclear-transcribed mRNA poly(A) tail shortening; regulation of DNA-templated transcription. The record is from RefSeq and is a predicted model, not a curated record. The transcript has 5 exons.